Molecule: messenger RNA, 2607 nt
Organism: Danio rerio (zebrafish)
Lineage: Eukaryota; Metazoa; Chordata; Actinopteri; Cypriniformes; Danionidae
Source: RefSeq, a predicted model, not a curated record
CCGGAUGUGUGACAGGAAGAACUGCGCAGACGUGCAGCAGAAACACACAAACACACCAGCGAAGAGCGCGGUUCAUUCACCAUCCAAACUCAAACAACCUGCCCCAUCAAUCUAGGCAGAGCGGAGCGGCGUCCAGUGCCUGAGCGGAUCUUGAUGGAUGACGGUCAGUGGCAGAGCGACGGCCCUGUAAGGAGAGGAGGAGCGACUGAGCCGGAGCUACAGAGCUGCUCUGAGUCCUUCCGCAGCCCUGAUGACAACCACAACCGGCUGCUGGAAGAGGCCGAUGAGGUGGAGCAGGGGCCCAGAGGUGGACACGGGCCCCUCCGGCCGGAGCUCACUAACAACAAUGGAGACGAUGAGGAGUACGACAGUUCCAAGGUGGAGGAUGAAGAGGAGGAAGAUGAAGAGGAGGUGGACAGUAACAGUGGUGCGUUCUCUCCAGAGCUGGAUGGACACAUCCGAGACUCUCCAACACCCAGUCCCAGCCCCACAGUGUCCGAGGGUCUGCUGAGUCCUGAAGAUCCUCCACACAGUGACAGCGCUUCACCGCAGGGCUUCAGUCUCUCUCUGACCGCAUCUCUACAGGAGCUCCAAGAGCAGGGAGAUCAUCCUCUACUGCCACAGUGUCUCCAUCAGAUAGCAGAGGCCUUUAUGCAUGCGGAGGACUAUGAGAGAGCGGUGCGCUUCAUUCAGCUGGAGAGACUCUAUCAUGAGCGUCUGCUCUUCAACCUCAGUGCUCUGCAGAUGCAGUGGGAGAAGAGGUUGGGUUUGGUUGGCCGGUGUCAGGAUGGUGGAGGAGAGCGAGACCGUAAUCCGGAUGCUGAACAUCUGGAGAAACUGAGACACAUCUGCAGAACACACAGACAACCUGCGUGGAGCAUCGAGCAGAGUGAAGCGUCCAAAGUGCAAAAGAACAGCGUGAUCAGAGCAGAGCAAAACCUGAACACGCACGUGCUUUCAUGCAGCUCAGGGAAUGUUAUGGAGGAUCCGAGCUCAUCUGAAGCACAGCAGGAGCUCAGUCAGCCUGAAGACUGUAGCAGUUCCGGCAUACAACGGCAGCAUGACCACACACCCUCCUCAACAGCCACUCCCACUACACCCACCCUGUCUUUGUUGGCCAUGCCCACUUCCUUUUCCCCCUCAGCAGUGACGGACAGCUCCUCCUCUCCAGACUGUGAGCAGAAAGUCAAUGUACCAGAUUCACAGAACUAUGCAGAAGCACAGGCGCCAAUGGAUGUCUCUCCAUCAGACCAGCGGCCCCAGACGGACAACAUCGGCCCUGCAGUUAUGAUGGAGGGGACGGGGAUCACUGUAGACACGGGGCAGGACGUCCCAUACACCGAGAUGGACGAUGGAGGUAAUGUUGAGGAGUCGGUGAAGGUGGAGGGAGGAGGAGAAGAUGGGGAAGCGCUGGAGCAGGAGGUUUUGGAGAUUACGGCGGAGAUGGAGAUGGAGGAGAAUGGAAACGGGCUAGAUUUUAUGAAUGUGGCCAUGCUGGAUGAUAUGGCCAAACGCAUACAGGUGGAAGAGAUCACUCCAGCUGCUGGUCUCGUGUCCAUUUUGAAGAGGAGAGUCUCUCUGGAGGGAGAAAACAGCUCAGCUCCUGCUGCUCCCAAACCUGUGUCCAAAAGAAAGGUCCGUUUCCGAGAGCCUGACGAGGGAUUGGACCACGAUGAGGUGGCCGGUGACUCGUGGCUGCUCCUCCUCCUGCUGUGUUUGGCUACAGUGGUGAUCAGUGUGGGCGGGACCGCGCUUUACUGCUCAUUCGGAGACACUCAGUCCAGCGUUUGCACAGACUUCUCUCACAACAUGGACUUCUAUGUGGGACGAGUGCAGCGUGGCAUGGAUGAACUCAAACACUGGCUGUCCCCGAGCUCAUAGCAGGACAACAGAGAAUAUAAAAUAUACAGGCCUUUGCUGGAAGAAGCCCGAAGGAUCCCUGUCUGUGUGGGGACGUCCGGUUUGUGGUAAACACAGGAAAAACCACUUUGGCCAGUUUUUUUGACUCGAGUAGCCCACUGUUUACUGCCAUCAACUGAACCUCAUUUGAAGAGACUUCAUUUUUAAAGUCUUAAAGCUCAGAUCUUAAUACGGAUUAUGGUCUUAUAUUUGUUUAAAUUACGGUACUGAAGGUAUAUUAAUAAUAAUAAUAAUGGACAUAGUCAUCUGUAGCCUGGACGUAGCAUUUUUCUGUGGAUGGAUUUAUGGGAUAAAGUUUAUAGGGACGGGGAAAGCAAUAUGUGUAUAUUGAAGAAUUAUUGAUGUGUAGAUGCAGUCAGAGAAGAGGGAAAUCUUGGUUAUCAUAGUUACUUUUUUUAAUAAUAUAGAUCAAUGGAAAUAAUAUUCCAGUCGAUUAUGCAAUAAUUUAGACAUUAUGGCGACUAAAAUCACAGAAAAUAAUAUAUUUUUAUUUGUUACUGCACAUGAGUGCGUAAUACAACAACCCAUCAGGCGGAUUUUACCUAUUUUUACUUUUUUUAAAGCUGUUACUGACCUGUCACUACUUUUAGUUAAAAAUAUAUACAGUUGAAGUCAGAAUUAUUAGCCUCCCUUUGAAUUUUUUUUUUCUUUUUUUAAUAAUUCCCAAAUUAUGUUUAACAAAGCAAG